Molecule: messenger RNA, 624 nt
Organism: Vicia villosa (hairy vetch)
Lineage: Eukaryota; Viridiplantae; Streptophyta; Magnoliopsida; Fabales; Fabaceae
Product: 1-aminocyclopropane-1-carboxylate oxidase homolog 1-like
Exons: 5
Coding region: 1-624 (207 amino acids)
Source: RefSeq, a predicted model, not a curated record
AUGACCAGAGAGACAUGUAUUUAUGGUUCGGUCGUUUCAUUUUCUUGUAUGGAUAUAGUUCUAGAAUAUGGAGCACAUGUAAAGAAACUUGGAAUGAAACUCUUUGAAUUACUAUCAGAAGCUCUUGGAUUGAAUCCAAACCAUUUAAAAGAUAUGGAUUGUUUCAAGGGGAUUAUGUUACUUGGUCAUUACUAUCCUCCAUGUCCUGAACCAGAAUUAACUAUGGGAACCACCAAACACUCUGAUGGUAGUUUCCUCACCGUGCUUCUCCAAGAUCAUAUUGGUGGUGGCCUUCAAAUUCUAAAUCAGGAUAGUUGGAUUGAUGUACCCCAAAUACCCGAGGCUCUUGUUGUCAAUUUCGGCGAUCUUCUGCAGCUUGUAACAAAUGAUAGAUUCAAGUGUGUUGAACACAAAGUACUCGCAAAUAGCAUUGGUACAAGAGUAUCUGCUGCAUGCUUUUUUAGGGGACAAGAAAAGCUUUAUGGCCCCAUAAAAGAAUUGUUAUCUAAAGACAAUCCUUCUAAAUACAGAGAAACCACUUUUACUGACUAUGAAGCAUACUAUGUUGCAAAAGGACUUGAUGGCAAUUCUGCUCUUCAACAUUUCAAGAUUUGUUUAUCAUGA